AUGUCCUCGAGAGCGCAAGCUGAAGGUGUAACAUGUGCAGUGGUUGAACCUCCGAUGAUCGUGGAAGGCGUCGACGGGCAGCUGGCCGGAUCCGAGGCAGAUGCUGGAUUAGAGAAUAUGGACGACACGACUAAAAUACGACCACAUACAGAUGGACUCGCUGAUCCAAGCACUCUGCCUGAUCCGAUCACGUCGGAAGGAACCCUCAACAACGAAACUUCUACUUCGCCUAUCAUGGUCUGCUCAGUAGCAACGACAACUAUAUUCGAGCCCCCAACGCCUCCCACCAAUUCGAUUACGACUUCCCAACACUUCGAAAUAGCACCUACUCAGGACACUCUUUCUUACGUACCUAGCCACUUGGAAAGGAGAAAGAAGAAAUGGAAUUCGGAUACGACAGGCCAGCGUGUCCGCCGUAAGAGUGAGAGAGUAAUACCGAAUCAUUUGGAUUGCUUCGUGCCGUAUAUGGAGUUUUUGGAGUUUGUCCCCCUUGGCUCACCCAGAGACGCGAAUUGA
Molecule: messenger RNA, 516 nt
Organism: Alternaria burnsii
Lineage: Eukaryota; Fungi; Ascomycota; Dothideomycetes; Pleosporales; Pleosporaceae
Exons: 1
Coding region: 1-516 (171 amino acids)
Source: RefSeq, a predicted model, not a curated record